Anoplopoma fimbria (sablefish) is the source of this 1043-nucleotide messenger RNA. RefSeq names its product GTPase IMAP family member 7-like. The record is from RefSeq and is a predicted model, not a curated record. The transcript has 2 exons. Lineage: Eukaryota; Metazoa; Chordata; Actinopteri; Perciformes; Anoplopomatidae. Bases 73 to 768 code for a protein of 231 amino acids. Gene Ontology annotation, molecular function: GTP binding.
AAGAGACACGUAGGAGGGUCGUCUGGUCGAAAACUUUUACUCUUCACUGAUUUCUCUUCUAACAACAUUAAAAUGUCAAACAGAAGGAGAAUUGUCAUCCUGGGAAAAACUGGAAGUGGGAAAAGCAGCCUGGCUAACACCAUAUUUGGAGAUGAACUGUUCAAGAUUGGCCACACUGCCAACUCUGAAACUAGUAAAUGUGGAGCCAUAACGAAAUCUGUCAAUGGAAGAAACAUCACUUUGAUCGACACUCCUGGUUUCUUCGACACAGAUCGAUCUGAGGAGGAGCUGAAGCCUGGAAUAGUGAGGUGUAUCACAGAGUGCGCUCCUGGGCCUCAUGCUUUUUUCAUUGUGCUUAAAGUGGAGAGAUUCACAGAGCAGGAGCAGGAAGUUAUCACACAAAUACUUAAAUAUUUCUCUGAGGAAGCUUUGAAAUAUACCAUAGUUAUCUUUACUCAUGGUGGCCAGCUCUCAGAGAAUAUGAAGAUCGAGCAGUGGGUCAACCACAAUGCAUAUCUGAGGGCUCUGGUGAAGAACUGUGGAGGCCGGUGCCACGUCUUUGAUAAUAGAAAAUGGAAGAACAACCAGCAAGAUGAAUACAGGAGCAAUCAGUUCCAAGUGAAAGAGCUGCUCAAAACAAUAGAUAAAAUGAUUGAGGCAAACAAAGGAAGCUGGUACACCCGUGAGAAACAACAAUCUCAUGUGGGUUUGCUCAUAGCAAUGGCAGGUCUGACAGCCGCAGCAUUGUUGGGACUUUUCCUUGGUUAGAGAUGAGUGAAGACUAAAGUGUAACAGCAGCAUAAUGGCUGUUUAUCACUUUGUAACUGGAUACAUUAUCACAACGGAUAAUAUCUCGAUACUCAAGUGUAUCAAUUUCCUUCUCGUAUUGUCUUACCUCUGUAUGUAAUAUAAGUAAAAGCCUCUAUCCUUCAGUAAACCAAAGAUUAUGAAGAUGAAUUAUCUAUUUGGGAUCUCUGUAAUCUUAAGAAACGUUUGAUUAUUUUUCAUUGAUUUUUCCUUUAUUACAAAGUGUAUACAAUAAA